This is a messenger RNA of Zeugodacus cucurbitae (melon fly), 2734 nucleotides long. RefSeq names its product myosin-9-like. Lineage: Eukaryota; Metazoa; Arthropoda; Insecta; Diptera; Tephritidae. The record is from RefSeq and is a predicted model, not a curated record. The coding region runs from base 1215 to 2075 and encodes 286 amino acids. The transcript is spliced from 2 exons.
ACCCCUUAUCGUGCAACAUAUAAAAUAUACAUAUAGACAUACACACAUACAUAUAUAAUUAGUUCUUAAGAUAAUUCUAAAAUUUGUAUAUAAGUAAGUAAAAAACCAAAAUAAAAUCAGAAUGAAAUAGUUCUCACUCAAGCUUGGUGUUUCAAAUAUUUUCCCCGACCCGCGGUAAGAGGUAUUUGAAAUCAGCUUGUUUUAAACAUUUGGUCCUUCGAGCCGGAUAGAGAGAUCCGGAGCCGAAGAGAGAUCCAAUUAAGAAGGCCUGCUAUUAGAAUAUAGAGGCACCUAUUACAAAAUUUGGUCUUUAGAGCAGAAUGUGAGCUCAGACAAAUAAAAAGACCUGUAUAUAGAAGAAAUACAGGCAAGAAAAAGUCCUAUACAUGAAUUAGGCAAAAGACAAAAAAAAAAUCAAUUGAAAAGAUUGUAUGUAAAACGUAUUUGCGAGAGACAAUACGCAUUAGUUAACUGUUAUUCAAAGAAUUACAGCAGCUGUGAGUCGAGGCACAGGAAGAUCAACAAGGCGAUCGAAACAAAAAUCCUCAAAUUCUUUGAAGAAAAAGAACAGUUUGUUUUUUAUAAAAUUUUAAUAUAAAAAAAAAUAUAUGGAAGUAUACCGCAUUUGUUGUAGAGUUGGGAGACAACAACAAGCAUCCAAAGGAAUGGAUACAGGGGCAAGAACGUAUAGCCCAACCGAAAAGGUGGCAGACAAUUUAUUGCAAGCAAUUGAAAAAAGAUCGGAAAGAAUUAGAUCUAUAAUUGCAAAGGUAAAAGCAAAUAUAUAUAUUGCUGACGAAGCUGCGCUCGAAAGGUAUGAAAAUCAAUUACAACAUUUUCAAAACCUCGUUGAGCAAAAUUUGGAUGAUUUAUCAUAUAAAUACGACGAGAAAUUUAUUUAUAUUAAAGCAGAGGAAUUACUGGUUGAAGUCGCUGAAAUUGUGCGAAUGUUGAAAAUGCAAAGGGAGUUAUUCAACAUUAAAUUUUCGAGCCUACCUUUUAAGGCUCCAGCUACUAGUGGUUUUGACGCUGAUACAAAGGAUAGUGUCUUUGGUCAAACCAAUACAUAUGACUCAGAUCCAGAAAUACAAUCAAAUAAAUUUUCGAGCCUAAUUUUCAAGGCUCCAGCUAACAAAGGUAAGGUGGAAACUAAUGGUUGAAGUACUUUUGGCACCGCUACUACAGUUGGGUCCAAGGCAUAUGACGAUGGAAAUAUGCCACUGGAGAGACUUGCCGGUAAUGAACAACCAACUAAUGACAAAUACACAUUGGAGAAAGUCACCUACCCUUAUGGUGAUAACCCAAUUACAAAGGACCUGAAAAGAAACGACGACGCAGAUGCAUUACAUGUCAAAAAAGUAGCAACACAGAAGGAAGAUGUUACUACUUCUUCAAAACGUAUCACUGUUCACAGCGAAAUUUCGUUUCCGCAUUAUAUGCUGUCAGAAAAAAUGUUCAUGAAAGAAGAACUUAUUUCAGAAAGUUCUUUAGCAGAAGAAUCUCAUGAAUUUCUUUUAUCUGAGGAAAAAACAAAUAAAUUGGUUGAAGAAGAAGAAAAAUAUACACAAGGAGUUGUUACUGAAAGUAACCAAAUCGAAGAAAAUAUUGAAGAUAAAAAUGUCCAGCAAUACAGAAGCAAAUCGUGCAGGAGCUGGAGAAUAACAAUAACACCGAUUGUGGCAACGAUGAUUGGUGGAGAUAUUCGUGGUAAGAAGAUACCAGACAACAAUACAACAUAUAGGAGGAAAAAUAACAUGCUUGAUUCACGAAUGAAAAAGAAAUACCACAAUGUGAAAAAAUUAAUAUAUAAAAAUAUGAUAACAUUACUGAAGAAAAGAUCCAAUGCGUUGGAAAUUGAUAAGAAGACAUUAUUACAAUCUACAAGGAAACGUCGAGAACCAUUUGAACUUGCGAAAUACAAUCAACAGAUUUUGUUUGGAAAAGUGGAUGUAGUAACAACCAUUUGGGAGUUACUAAUACCAUGGCAACUUAUGUUGGAGCAGGAGCACGAUGCACUAACCGCUACAAAGUCGUUAUUCUUGCGGCUUCACAAAAGUAUCACACACAAAUGUUAAUUAGGCAUCGGUAACGACGAGGCGACGAUUACAAACUGAGGUCAUCUAUCCAGGAGUCACUAUUGUCGCCCGGGAGAAUGUUCAAAAAUGAACAUGUAUGUUGGCAUCAAAAGGCCACAAUUAGUUUUUAUGCAGCAAUACAUAUAUAUACAUUUUUUAUUACUCUACAUAUUAAGAAUAUUAAAUAAGAAAAAUGUAAUAACACAUACAGUCCACUGAGCAUAAAUAUGUAUGUUCAAAUAUAUUUAACGAGCAUACAUACAUACAUACAUAUAAUACAUACAUUUAUAUAUGCAACGCACAUACAUUUAUAUGAGGCACGCAUGCAUCUAUAUGCAACAUGCAUGCACUCAACAAACACAUUUAUAUGUAUGCACAAGAUAACCUAUUGGUUCCAAAAAUACAUUUGAGCAAUUGCUUGUUUGCAUUUGAAAUAACCCCUUAUCGUGCAACAUAUAAAAUAUACAUAUAGACAUACACACAUACAUAUAUAAUUAGUUCUUAAGAUAAUUCUAAAAUUUGUAUAUAAGUAAGUAAAAAACCAAAAUAAAAUCAGAAUGAAAUAGUUCUCACUCAAGCUUGGUGUUUCAAAUAUUUUCCCCGACCCGCGGUAAGAGGUAUUUGAAAUCAGCUUGUUUUAAACAUUUAUUAUUGCUCUU